CUGCCCCAUACACUCAGCCAAUCACUUGAUAGUUGCUACACUUAUUCUUUCUUCAAUCUCUCUCACCAUCUCAAGCUACCUAAUUCAACAAGAAAUUAAUCUCAAAACAUGGGCUCUGGAGACAAUCUCUUCACUGUUGUGGCAAAGAACAUUGAUGUUCUUGCUAUGCCUCUGGUUUCUCUCGUUUAUCCUCUGUAUUGUUCGGUGAAGGCCAUCGAGACUAAAUCGCGCAUAGACGAUCAGCAAUGGCUGACAUAUUGGGUGCUCUACUCUCUCAUCACCUUAUUCGAGCUCACAUUCUCCAAACUCAUCGAGUGGUUUCCGAUCUGGUCUUACGCGAAGCUGGCGGGCGUGUGCUGGCUGGUGCUGCCCUACUUCAACGGUGCAGCUUACGUGUAUGACAAUUUCAUCAGACCUUUCUACAAAAAUCCUCAGAUUAAAAUGUGGUACGUCCCAAGAAAAAAGGAUGUGUUUAGCAAGCCAGAUGAUGUUUUGUCUGCUGCUGAAAAAUAUAUUCAGGAAAAUGGACCUGAGGCGUUUGAAAGGCUCAUUGCUAGGGCUGACAGAGAAGCGAGGAGCAGGAGGAGCAGCUACUCGAUCUUCCAUGAUGAUUAUGAAUAUUAAUUAAUGAGUUGAUUUAAUUAAUUAAGCUUUUUUUAAUCUAAUUCUGACCGUUGUAAUUUGUUGUGUGUGAACUGUGUUCUUUCGCACCUACUUGGUGGUUUUUACAUAAUUUUGAGUUGUUGCACCAUGUAUGUUUGGGUUAAUUUACUGGAAGUGUUUGUGUAGUUUGUUAAUGUGAAUUGGAGAGCUGGAGUUUAGAAACUCAACAAGGAUAUGGAUUAA
Molecule: messenger RNA, 846 nt
Organism: Salvia hispanica
Lineage: Eukaryota; Viridiplantae; Streptophyta; Magnoliopsida; Lamiales; Lamiaceae
Source: RefSeq, a predicted model, not a curated record